GCACCCGUGUGCACCUGCGGGGUCUCGGAUCCGAUGAGCGUCUUGUCUCGCAUCCCAGGCCGUCCUGGAUUUCUCUCUUUUCCUCAUCACCCUUCAGCACCGCACCGACGACCUUGACGAUUGCCUCACGACAGCCCAGCAGCGUGGCCGUCACUCUGGAUCUCUGGGGGCAGGGAUCAUCGUGGGUGGCGCACACCCCUCCGCUGCAGCCCGCCUGCGAACAGCCAGGCGCCGCAUCGAGCGGGCCACGACGACGGCUUCUGACAACGACGACACCGACGAUACGGUAGCCGCACAGCGGCUCGCGGCCACGACGUAGGUCGGCAGGAUCGCUGUGCAAAGGAUAGGAGGGACGGUUGGCGAUAGGUUUUUGCCACAACGGCAGGCGGCUGCCGCGCGCGAAACACGAUUCAUCCAGCGACGUCCAAAUAUCGACUCGGGCCCUACGCAGCGGCCGGUGCUCUGGCCGCCAGCGGAAGCAUAUCAUGGCCUCGGCAGGCGCAGCGCCGCCAUCGACAUCGGUCCCGGUCGCCUUCGCCCCAGUCAUGGCGCCCGAGAAGCUCUCCGUGACCACAGCCAUCAUCGGCCUCCUCGCCGUGGGUGGCCGCACGAUUGACGCCAUCUGGGAUCUCAACUUGCCGGCUACCAAAGUCACGCCGUACCUCAACCAGGCACUGCAGGAGAUCAAGCAGGCCCGCUCGACGGUCCACAUCCUCUACAAGACAUUUGCGCUCCUCGAGUCGGCGCGGCUGCCCUUCCCACAACGCGGCACGUGGAUCGCCGUCGACGACCUCAUCGCUACCCUCACCGACACCGUCCUCGCCUUCUCUGACCUGCAGACCCUCUGUGCGCAGCUCGAGGCGCAGCGGCAAGGCCUCCUCGUGUCGGAUGCGACCACGCCCUCGUGCAACGCUGGCGAUGCCGACUGUGGCCAGAGGAUAACCGCGCUGUGCGCCCGCAUCCGGUGGCACAACCUGUCCAUGACGAUGAUGAUGACGAUUCUCAAAUGUCCAGGCGAAGCCGAUGCCCAUAACGCCAGGGUGGGGCUCGAGCACCGCAUGACACGCCUGCUCACUUCCAACACCGUUCUCGCCGCUCGUAUGCGCCAGCUCGACGACGUCUUUGACGAAGGCCGCAUCAACAGGGAGUCCCUACCGCACUACUCACCGCCCGCCCACCUUUCGCAAUCAUCUCAGCAGCAUCGACGGCACUCACCUCAGAGGUCGGCCUCCGUGACGACGCCAUCUGGAGCAGUGGACCCCUCGUCGUCGCCCCCGCCGCCCGGGGCCGACGACAUCACGUCCGUGCCCUCAUCUCCCACGCGCACCCGUGUCCAGACUCCCCUCUCCGGCUAUACACUCGCCGGCAUCCCCGUCCUGUCCAUAAUCCCUCUGCCCAUCACCACUAUUGAAAUCUUCGACGGGCCCGAUGUCUACACGUUCGCCUACGCCCGUCGCGUCGGCCGCGAUCUUGGGGAGCUGAUGCAGUGCCAGGCUGGCCAGGGCACAACCCGCUCCCUCGGCGUCGUGCUCGGGCGAUCCGCCACCGGCUCGGAUGCAGCCGGCAGCUUCAGCACUGGCGGCAGCAGCACCUCUACUACCGGUGCCAACAGUAUUGGAGGCUGUGAGCCCGCGGUACUGCUACAGGAGCCAUCCCCACCACCACAGGAAGAUCGGGAUGGCCACUUGCAGCACGAACAGCAGGAACAGCAGCAAGAGGAGUCUCCAGUCAAAAAGAAGAGACUGCGGUUUCGCAAAAUUGUCAACGUUAAACAUCGAUGGCGAGCUUUUUGAACGCUCGCUCAGUCACCGUCGUUUUAUCACAGGUCACACUCAUCAGCACUAUCAAAGUCGACACAAAGCACUCAAGUCGCUGCAGCGCAAGCAUGAAUCACCAUGGCUGCAUGGAACAACGUCAAGGGACCCUUGAUUUGGAAUCAGGCGCAAUUUGGAAAUUGUUACAGACACAUGUAGCAGGGAGAUGGCAUCGUAACUUUUGCGCCUUGUUUAGAGCAUGGGAGGGCGUUGUAUAUACUAUCUUGGACGUACAGCGAUUCCUUAGUACCUUAGCCUUUCAAAUUUAUUCCCACC
Molecule: messenger RNA, 2090 nt
Organism: Purpureocillium takamizusanense
Lineage: Eukaryota; Fungi; Ascomycota; Sordariomycetes; Hypocreales; Ophiocordycipitaceae
Exons: 2
Coding region: 486-1793 (435 amino acids)
Source: RefSeq, a predicted model, not a curated record